AGGACCACGGCUGCUAGGUGCUUAGGUGGGUUUGGAGGUACCUUUGGCGUUGGGUUGCGCUUGCAGUCCGGAAGUUUUAGUGGGUCGUACUGUGCCGGUUUUCGGUGCUCGAAGAAUGCUCCCGCGUUGAUUUCGCAACUCUCCUGGCGAUAAGGAAGUUUUGUGACAGUGACGAGGAAGGAAUGAUCGCGCCUUUCCAGCUUUGGAGCUUUUUCAGCGAAAACCCAUUUCUUCCCAACGCGAAGCGUGACCUUUGAGUGGGGAACUGAGACUUCUGUCCUUGUUUCUGCUGCUCUGCAAGAGAUGCUGCUUGAGCACUCAAUCUUAACCUUGUUGGCCGAGAUCAAAAGCACGGGAGAGGGAGACGAACUAUUUCCCUAAGUUCUGGUAAUCUGUCCCGGGCAGAGUCGGAAGAUUUCCUUGAUUUGGUCUGUCGUUUAGGAACGUGUCAAAGGAGCUAUUGUAGGGGAAGGAAUCCCCUCAUUUUCUUUGGAACAACGGCUUUGGACUACAUAUGCGACAUGUCUCCAGCAGUAACCUACAAGGACAGCAGUUUGCAGCGACGGCCUGGCAGAGUCCAAAACUCCCUGGAUGUGAUGAAGAAUGAGCCUUUGCCUCUUGAUGUCUAUGAAGAUGGAUGCACUGAGACUGUUGGAGAGGGUGACCAAGAAAUGCUCCUUGGAGACCAAAAUGUUACACCUGUUGGGUCCCCCAAAGGCUAUCGGGCUGAACUUGGCAAUAUCUUGCUUCUCCUCUUCCUCUAUGUGCUUCAGGGUAUCCCUCUGGGGCUUGCAGGUAGCAUCCCACUCAUCUUGCAAAGCAAGAAUGUUAGCUACACAGAUCAGGCCUUCUUUAGUUUUGUCUUUUGGCCUUUCAGCCUGAAGCUAUUGUGGGCUCCCUUGGUGGAUGCUGUGUACUUCAAGAACUUUGGUCGUCGAAAGUCUUGGCUUGUGCCCACUCAAUACAUCUUAGGCCUUUUUAUGAUGUACCUGUCUGUGCAGGUGGACUCUCUGCUUGGGGAAACAGAUGGCAAAAGCCCAGAUGUGGUGGCCCUUACUGUGACGUUCUUCUUGUUUGAGUUCCUGGCAGCCACUCAAGACGUAGCUGUAGAUGGCUGGGCUUUGACAAUGCUUUCCCGGGAGAAUGUGGGCUAUGCCUCUACUUGUAACUCUGUGGGCCAAACAGCAGGUUACUUCUUGGGAAAUGUCCUGUUUUUGGCGCUUGAAUCACCUGCAUUUUGCAACAAGUAUUUGCGCUUUCAGCCUCAACCCAGAGGAAUAGUUACACUUUCAGAUUUCCUGUUUUUCUGGGGUGCUGUUUUCUUAAUAACUACUACUUUGGUAGCACUCUUGAAAAAAGAAAAUAAAAUAAAUGUCUCAAAAGAAGAAACAAAAGGCAUCAUGGAUACAUACAAGCUGCUUUUCUCAAUAGUCAAAAUGCCAGCAGUUCUUACAUUCAGCGCCUUGAUUUUAACAGCAAAGAUUGGAUUCUCAGCAGCAGAUGCAGUAACAGGACUGAAACUGGUAGAAGAAGGAGUACCUAAAGAACACUUAGCUCUGCUUGCUGUUCCAAUGGUUCCUCUGCAGAUUAUAUUGCCUCUUGUUAUCAGCAAAUACACAGCAGGUCCACAGCCCCUGAACACAUUUUACAAAGCUAUGCCAUUUAGAUUACUGUUUGGAUUGGAAUUUGCUCUCUUGGUUUGGUGGACUCCCAAAGUAAAAUACGAAGGAGGAUUUCCCAUCUAUUACUAUAUUAUAUUGUUGCUAAGUUAUGCUCUGCAUCAGGUUACAGUAUACAGUAUAUAUGUUGCUAUAAUGGCUUUCAAUGCCAAAGUUAGUGACCCACUCAUUGGAGGAACAUACAUGACUUUGCUUAACACACUGUCAAAUCUGGGAGGAAAUUGGCCUGCCACAGUAGCACUUUGGCUUGUGGAUCCACUUACAGUGAAAGAGUGCACUGGGCUUCAGGAACACAGUUGUAGGACUGCAGCUGCUGCAGAACUUUGUGCAAAAGGAGGUGGAUCUUGUGCUACUACCAUGGAUGGUUAUUAUGUGGAGUCCAUAAUAUGCAUGGUUUUGGGGUUUGCUUGGUGGUUGUUUCUUGGACCCAAAUUCAAAAAGCUGCAAGAUGAGAGACCAUCUUCAUGGAAAUGCAGGAGAACAAGAUAAUGGAAAUGGAAUGCUGGACCAAAAGACAUUGUUAUGGCCUUGUUCCAAAGUUGUACAAGAGAAAAAAAUACCUAUAUUUUUAAAAAACGGUCAGUUUAUGUAUGCCAAAUGACUUUACAAAAAAGUAAAGCCAGGAGAGUAGUGUAUGGAUCUGUAGUAAACUUUAUCUUCCAUAUCUAAAUUUUCCCUUAAGUUUAAAAAGCAAAAACAAAAAUUGUACUCCAAAACAGGACUUUUAAACUACAUAGCUGUCAUGUUAACUUGUGAUGGCUGUCUUUUUGUCCUCUGAUUGAUUUUAAUGAUAUUUCUUAAAUCUGCAGAUGGGUACCUUGGAACGUUUUUGAUUGAAUAGAAUGGUUGUAUGGUUCAAAAAUAAGCUAUAGAGCAGAAAAUCCUCCUGUAUUUUUUAAUGGUUUCACAUUUAUAUUGCAUAGCUUAGUUACACUUUGUGAGAGGAAACAAUGAAUAGGAAAGAUUCUCUCAGAUGUGUUCUUCCUGGCUCCUAUAAGCUUUAAAGGUUUAUAAAAGGCAUAUUUUUGUAAUAGUGACAAUUUAGUUUUUUCAAAAUGUACACAUUUUACUUCAAGGCACUUUGAUUUGCAAAUAGAAAUGAUUUCUUCAGUGUAGCAUUAGUAUCUGAAGGAAUGACUCACUGGACUUCCGACAAUAAUCAUACGUAAUUGAGAGGCACAGUGGGAUAUUAAGCAGUCCUGAACAAAAAGGCUUCCCAAAGAUUAGGGACAGGCAUAAGGUCAGUGAAUUCAGUUGGUAUGUAGAAAAGACAACUGAAUGAUUUCUCUAGAACUGAAGAUACUACUUGUGCAUUUGUGUGCAGAACCCAGUGAGGACUAAGCAAAUGAGAUUCGGUGCCUUUUGAAAAGAAAUUGUUAAAAGGAUAAUUGGGUGUCUGUGCUGCUGCAUUUUAGACCAUGCAUGUUGUUCUGCCAUAACUUAAGUAGCGAGCCUAUGCAUGUUUAGACAGGAAGAGGUCCAACUCCCAGCAUUCUCUGGGACUCCUGCUGGGAGUUGCAGGACCUUUUUCUGACUGAACAUGUAUAGGAGUGCCCCUUCCUUCUGGUGCCAUGGAUUUCCUGUGGCUGGUUAUUCUGGGAAUAAUCAUUAUUCAGAAGACAUUUUCAUCUUAGUGCCUUAAUGAUGUACAGUUUGAUGCACAGCAAAUGAAAAGGGGCACUAAAUAGUAUGUUGGAUGUAUUUUGUACAUCUUUCAUAAUACUAUUUAAUAUACCUUCUAUUACUAUUUACAUAAUACCUUCCAAAGGUAUCACAGCCUAGUGUCAUAGUUAGGAUACUGGAAUGAAAUGCUGAAUAUUAAUAUCAAAGGUAUUUUCUUAAUUUUAUUGGUUAUGUUAGGAGGUUAGUUCUUUCUGAAAUGGGAUAUUCUCGAUUCCAAGAGAACAUAGAUAAUUCACUUUGUACAGUUUUUCUUUCAUAGCUCUUUUCAGAAUGUAAAUAAACAUUAAGCCUUUUAGAAAAGGAAGCUAACACAUACUUAAGCAUGCUAACUUGUCCAUAGAAAUGCAUAGGACUUGUUUCCAAAGAAAUGGAGAUAGACUCAAGGGGUUAAAAGAAGCUUUACACUACAAGCAGAGAGAGAACUCUUGUUAGCCUUAUUCCUCCACAUGAAGAAUGAAGUUGCCCACGCCUCAGCAGUAUCUAAUCUAAGUCACCAAAAACUUAGGCACUGGUACUGGGAUUUAUUUCAGGGUAUUACUGUUACCUGGUUUAUGGACUUUGGUAAUAGGCUGCAGCCUUGAAACAUAUUUUAUUUGGAGCGGCUUAGAACAGUUUCUCCAAAUAAAACUAUACUUGGAACAAUGCUAGAAGUCUAUUACCUUGAAACAAGCUGCUCCAAAAAUACUGUUUCAAAAUCCCAGCCUACCAUGAAAUAGUGAAAUAGCAAAACACUGAUUGAAUCCAUGGCCCUAAACAAAAUUGAAUCUGAGUAAUAGUGUUCCAUUUACUGAUUAAUUAAUUAUAAAUUUAUCUGUGGGCACUUUUGGGUUAUGAUCUGUAGCUAGGCAGUAAGUUUUGAGAUGUUGAAGGCAUGAUACACUAUCUGUUGGCCAUCCUUAUCGCGUUUGGGGUUUGCAGAUUUUUUCCUCUUGGCAUAUUCCUACAUAGGGGUAGUAUUUUAUCUUCAUUUUGGAAUAUAUUUCAGAUGAAUAAUCAGACCUGUUUACUUGAAUGAAAAUCCAUAGCACUCUGUGAAACACUUCUCCUUUUUGUCCAUUGUUUGCAAUAGCCAAAUUCUGUUUGCCUUAAAUUAGAUCUAUCUUCAUUGGCUGGUUAAGCACAAAUAUAAUGUUAGUUUCAGUACUUCUUACAUAAAUUAGGUUAUUUAAUGGCUUUAGCAUAGUUUUAUUGUUGCUCCAUUUAUUUCUUGUUUUGUGAUAACAUAAAUAGAAGACCAGUUUAUCGAAAAAGAAAAUUCCUUAAUGGUCUCUACACAGCAUUUGAGAGAUGAUACUUCUAGAAAAGUGUGUAAGGGCUGUAGAACAUGCACAAUAAAUUAUCUAGAUAACCUUUUUAUAUUGUCGUAUUACUGUUUAUACAAUGUGCCAAGAUGAAUAAAGGCUAUGUAUUUAAACAAAUGUCUGGUACUGAAAAGUAAAUUCUUUAAAUGUGUAACCUACACUAAAACCCAGAAUGAAUAGCAAUGCUGGACUAAGAUUUGAAAAGGCAGCUGAACUGUAAUGGCUGGGACCCAAAGAACUAUUCAAGGUGGACUUUGGAUUAUGUUGUUCAAAGAAUAGCAUCUCUCCCCUUGAAAAUCCGAGUUAAUUAUAAAAUGCAAUCAACUUUCAAAACAGCUCACAGCAUACCAUUCUGUUCUACAAGGUUAAAAAAAAGUCAAGAAUCUUACUGUGCAUGCCCAAACCCUCUGGAAUCUAAAUAGAUCUUUUGCCUAACCUAUAGAUAUUCCACCUGUGUUGAUUAGUGUAAUUAUUUUUGUUGUUGUUACUAAAAUAUAGUCUCAGUAUAUACCAUUGAGAGAUGAAUAAAAUGAUCCUUCCUCAAUAUUAUGUUCCUAAGGGUUACAAACACAUGUGCUUAUACAGUGAAUCCAAGGGCAAGUUAGCAUUACCUUUUCAAUUCAUUGGAAUUUGUACUCUUAACAUUUCAUUUACUGUCUUUGGGCAUUGGUCACUGAUAUGGUUUGCAGAAGUAUUUCUGGGGAUUUAAAAACAUUCUGAGGGCCACCACCUGCUACAGCAGGGAUAUGAAUCUAUGGGACUACAAGUUAAAUAGUUCAUGAACUGAAGCAUCAGCAUUUUCACGAAUUGUAAUUGCGUGUAAUUGCUGCUCAUUUUCAGGAUAAUGAGAAAGUGAAAAUCUGAUGCUUUUUAACUCUUAUCAAAUGGGAACAAAAGAGUGAUAAUUAUUGAAAGCUAUCUGCAGUGUGUGGAAAGGUAAAUUAAUUAUGCCAACUGCUGUAGUUUUAGUGCAGGAUAGAAAUGCUUUAAAUUGCUGAGAAAAAAAAAUCAAAUUUAAAGUCUGGUUGAAUUUCACUGCAAUUUUAUUAAAUGGGGUGUUCACUUAAUAGAGAUAAAUGAUAAUAUGCAAUAGUCUUAGUAUGUAAUUGCUUCCCAUUUUCAGGAUAAUGAUACAUUCCGGAUAGCAGUUUUGAGCAUUCAGGCCGUCAAGUAGAAUUACCUCAUGAAAACUGGAACAUGUGAUCUCAUUUGUGUUCUAAGGUUCACAAGACAACAUUUCUUGUAAUAAUCACCUUAUGUUGAAGGAAAAAUCUAAGGAAGAAGGAAGGAUACUGAGCUGUGAGAAGAGUAUUAUUUGAUAAUGACUGUAUGAGCUUCUUAUCUUCUCAAUCUUAUCCAGCACUUUGCAAUGCUGUCUUCAUUGUCAUUAUUAAAUUUACAAAGCCUUGCUACUGUUUCUGGGUUUGCUGUCGGCUAUAAAUAUAAUGGUUUUUGCCUGGAUAACUCUAUGAAUUAUAUACUCUACUUGUAUCUUCAGAGUUACAUUGGAAAUGACCAGAUGUUAUUUGUAAUUAAAAAAUCUUAGAAGAAACUUAAGUAGAUUGAGGCAAAUUAUAUACAAACAAGGUGUACAUAGUUGUUGCAGAAAAGGUAUUACAAUAUUGCUCAAAUGGACCUCUGCAAAUAUUUGUGGGAAAGCUAAGAAGUCUAUUAAAACAAUGUAAUUAAUUACAAUGACUGUAAAAUAGAGAUAAUGUAUAUGCUGGAUUACUUCUGAGUUUUGUUUUUUUCCUGUAUGAUUUGCUGUAAAUUAUUCAGUGUUAUAUUAAAAUUGCUUUUACUUUUGCAGUGAUGGUUAAUAGUUUUGACGAUGAAAACAAGUCUGUUGGUGCAUAGACAAUUAAAAAUGGUAGGCUUAUAAAAUGCAACCCAUAUAAUUAUAUAAUUUCACUAUUCUA
This is a messenger RNA of Varanus komodoensis (Komodo dragon), 6582 nucleotides long. It is a transcript of the gene SLC33A1, whose product is annotated as solute carrier family 33 member 1. The record is from RefSeq and is a predicted model, not a curated record. Gene Ontology annotation, molecular function: acetyl-CoA transmembrane transporter activity. The coding region runs from base 522 to 2168 and encodes 548 amino acids. Gene Ontology annotation, cellular component: membrane. Lineage: Eukaryota; Metazoa; Chordata; Lepidosauria; Squamata; Varanidae. The transcript is spliced from 6 exons.